CUCCUGGCUAGUGCUGUCUCAGCAGGAGUGGGCCUCGGGGCCUCAGAAGCAGGCUUUUAUCUGGUCCGAGGCACCUAGCCGUUCAGCGCGUCUUCCCAUAACCGGAUACCGAUAAUUGGAACUCUCGGCUGCAGACCCAGGAGUCACAGAUGCUGGGAAGUAUGGCCCGAAAGAAACCUCGAAAUAACACACGGUUGCCCCUGGCUUUAAACCCCUUGAAGAGCAAGGACGUGUUGGCAGUGCUGGCUGAGAGGAACCAGGCUAUAGUACCCGUUGGGGCAUGGGUGGAACCUGCCUCACCAGAUAGUUCGGAAAUCCCAGCAUAUACAUCAGCAUAUUUGAUUGAGGAAGAACUAAAGGAACAGCUAAGAAAAAAACAAGAAGCUUUGAAACAUUUUCAGAAACAAGUUAAAUACCGAGUAAAUCAACAAAUUAGAUUGAGAAAAAAGCAGGAGCUUCAGAAGUCGUAUGAAAGAGCAGAAAAAGAAGGCUCCAUAGCCAUGCAGUCUUCACCAGCAUACUUAACUUUCAAAAGGACAGGUGUUUUUCCAAAGAAUUUAAAUGCCGUUAUUGGAAGUUCUAGGUUAUCUCCUUCCCUGAUGCUUGGGGAGGGAACAGAUGAUGAAGAGAAUCAGAAUGAAUUAUUCCAACAACAAGCCCAGGCUCUUAGUCAAACUAUGAAACAGGCACGUCAUCAGCUAGCAUCCUUUAAAACUGUGAGUAAAAAAAAGGGAUCAGUGUUUCCAGAUGAUGGAAGGAAAAGCUUUCCCACCCAGGAGACAGUGCUUUCUAAGAAACCAGCAUCCCCUGGGAUAAAUAUAGGAAUAAGAGGAGAAUUGCCCAUUAAGGUCCAUCGAGGUCUUUUAGCUGCUGUACCUUACCAGAAUUAUAUGGAAAAUCAGGAACUUGACUGUGAAGAACCUGACUAUGUGGAAGCUUCAUCUAUUAUAACUGAUGAGAAAGGGAAAGAAAAUUUGUUUGGGAGAGACCACCAGGACCAGCAGGAUAUCCUUUCUGAAGAUAAGAACAAACCUUUCAGAGUUCAGAAAGUAAAAUUCAAAACUCCAUUAUUCAUUGUGAUGGAAGAGGAGGAGCAAAAGCAGUUACAUUUUGAGGGCCUUCAGGAUAUUCUACCAGAAGCCCAGGAUGAUUUUCCAGAAGCCGAAGAUGAUUUGCUGGAAACCCAGGGUGAUUUGAAAGGAAUCCAGAGCAUUGAGCCAGAUACCCAGGCUGUUGAGCUGAACGUUCAAGUUACUGAGCCAGAAGGCCAGGCCGUUGAACCGGAAGGCCAGCCUGUUAAGAUAGAAACUCGUGGUAUUAGGCUGAAACCCCAGAGUAUUGAGCUAGAAGAAGGAAGUAUUGUUUUGGAAACUCAGGAUUUUCUACCCCCAAAUCAGCUUUUUCUGUCUGAAAACCAGGAUGUCUUACUCAAAGGCCACUGUGUUCUCCCUAAAGACCAGAAUAUUCUACUCAAAUAUCAGGUCCAGGACUUCCUACCCAGAGACCAGCAUGUUCUCCCCAAAGACCAAGAUAUUCUGCCAAAAUAUCAGGACCAGGAUUUUGAACCUAAAAACCAGGAUUUUUUAUCUAGAGACCAGCAUGUUCUCCUCAAAGACCGGAAUAUUCUACCCAAAUGUCAGGACCAAGAUUUUCUACCAAAAUAUCAGAAAGUACAUUUUAAGGAGUCAUACUCUGAUAUGACAGAGAAAAAGGGAGUGAAGACUUUUCUUCUGGCAGAUUAUCGGUGUCUGCCUCCCAAAUCCCAGGACCAGGAUAACAUCAGAAACCAGAACAAGCAUAUCAAACCACCCUCAUCUUUUGAGAAAUGGAAGAUUGCAAGAAGAAAUACUUCUGGAGUGCCAUUGACUUAUUAUCAAUCAGGAUCGAGCACUGAAUUCCAGUCAUCACUGGCAUGUCAGUCUGGCAUAGAUAAAGAAGAAGAUAAGAAAGAGCGUCAAAAGCAGUACCUGAGACAUAGACGACUUUUCAUGGAUAUUGAGAGAGAACAAGUAAAAGAACAACAAAGGCAAAAAGUACAAAAGAUGAAAAUUGAAAAGCCAUACUGGAGCAGAUGAAGCAGUGAGGAAAUAGAGACGGAAUAUCUACUGACUCUUGAAAUUUUUGUGAAGAGAGGAAUAUCUGUGAGGGAGAGGAGUAGCUGCCACGAGAAGGGUGAGCUGAUUCCAUCAUUUCUAGUAACCAUUCUGUUACUAAGCUCUAAGGUGUUGACAUUUGAAAAACAAUGCUGACAUGUUCCCUUAGCCCUUAGUUUACUGGUAUAGAGAAUAAUUAGUAUAGAUAAUUAUACCAGUAACUAAUCUUUUCUGUCAUUAUUGACUUGGCUCCGUUUAAAUUUCAUCAUGGAAAACUUCAAUUUGAUUCAUUAUUUACAGGAAAAUCUUUUACCAUUUGCUUUUUUCACAAGUGGGAGUUAUUGAACUUAACAAAUAUGUCUUCAAAAUGGUUACUUUUCUUUGCUGGCUCUCGUUGAAAUAAGAUCUCUAUAUAUGCAGAUUCCUAGCCAAGAGCACCUGUGAUCUUAGGCUUUUUUAACUUUUGUACUCUUAAUAGUUUUCUUUCAUUCUCUAACUCAUUUCACACAUGAUCUUUUAAGCGAGUAAGAUGACAUAUAUUUUAAAGUCAAAUGUGACAUGUAUAUAUGCCUUUUUUUUUGUAUUACCUUCCUCUCAUUCCUGGUACACUGAUUUAUAUGCCUUUAAAUCUUUAUCUUCACUAGUAUAAAAACAUCUUCCUUUGCCGAAGCUGCAAUAAUAUUUUUCUCUUCUCCCGCAUUAAAACUUUAUAUUGCAUUUGAGUUUGAAUCAUACCAUAAAAAUGAUGUCUAUGUUCUGUACUCUUUGAGGAAUACUCAGUUUAGAUUUACAGUUGUAGCUCAGGAAAGACUGGCAAAUAUGGGAGAGUAGCCGUAAGAAAAUCUUUGUUUAAAGUGGCCUUGUCACUUUACUAGAGAUGGCCUAUGAUUAGCUGUCAGAAUCUGGACAGACUUGGUUUCACAAAUACUACCUCUUGUCUGUGAUCUUUCAGCCUUUGUAGGAUGCCUUCCUGGUUUUUAACCUAUACCUGUGUUAGUGUAACAAAAUGGAAGGCUGUAAUUCCCCUGGAGUCGAUAGGCUGGCACAAAUGGAUAGAAGCCCAGAAUUUUCACUAGUGCAUGCUUUAUUGAAGAGGUGUGAGUAUGAACUGGUCUCAUACUACUGUUCAGAAAACAUUAGCUCAUUUGUCUCAAAGUAAUUUUUAGCAAUUGGCCUCAUUAGCAUAUGUUUACAGGUUCUAGUCUUGAGUCAGUCAUACAUCUUAACAAAAGUUCUUUGUAUACUUUUUUGAUGCUUUUCUCACUGAGCUGCUUUUUUUCCUCUCUACCUGUUAACAGGGAUUUUUAAAUAGGUAUACUUGAUGUAUAAUAAACUGUACAUAUUUAAAGGAUUUGAUGUUUUGAUAUAUAUAUACACACACAUGAAACAACCACUGUAGUCAAGAUAGUAAACAUAUCCAUCAUCCCCAGAAGUUUCUUCAUCUCCCUUAGAAGUCCCUCAUUUUCUCCCCCUCCUUGCCACCUCCUCCCCACAAAACUGCUAACUGCUGGUCUGCUUUCUGCUUUCACUAUAGAUUAGUUUGCAUUGCCUAGCGUCUUAUAUAAAGAGAAUCAUAUAAUAUGUACUCUUUUGUGUCCAGCCCCUUUUACUCAGCUGCAUGACUUUGAGAUUCAUCCUUGGUGUGUAUCAAAAAUUCAUUCUUUUUUGUUGCAGAAUAGUAUUCUAUUGUAUGGAUGUAUGAGAAUUUUUUUAUCCAUUUAUAGAUUGGUAGAUAUUUGGGUACUUUCCAGUUUUGGGCUAUUAUAAAUAAACUUGCAAUGAGGUUACUGUACAAAUCUUUGUAUGGACAUAUAUUACCUUUUCUCUUAGGUAAAUACCUGGGAAUGGAAUGGCUGAAUCAUAUGCUAGGUAUACAUUUCAUUUUUUAAAGAAACUCUCAAACUGUUUUUCAAAGUGGUUAUACCAUUUUAUAUUACCACUAGCAGUGUACAAGGGUUCAAUUUCCUUUACAUCCUCACCAACACUUGAUAGUCUUUUCAUUUCAUCCAUUUGAAUAGGUGUGUACGUAGUGAUAUUUCAUUGUGGUUUUAGUUUACACUUCCUGAAUUACUCAUAAUAUUGAGCUUCUUUUCAUGUGUUUGCUGUCUGUGUGUCAAUUUUGGUGGUCUCUUCAAACCAAAUUUUUAAAUUGGGUUAUCUUAUUGUUGAGUUUUGAGUGUUCUCUAAUAUAAUCUAGAUGUAAGUUUCUUGUCAGAUACUGGCUUUGCAAAGAUUUUUUCUAAGUCUGUAACUUGUCCUUUCAUCUUAACAUUGUCUUUUAAAGAGAAGUUAAAAAUUUUUUUUUUGAGACAGAGUUUCACUCUUGUCACCCAGGUUGGAAGGCAAUGGCACAAUCUCAGCUCACUGCAACCAUCGCCUCCUGGGUUCAAGCAGCCCCCCGAGUAGCUGGGGUUACAGGUUCGUACCACCAUGCCCGGCUAAUUUUUGUAUUUUUAGUAGAGAUAGGGUUUCACCAUGUUUUCCAGCCUGGUCUCAAACUCCUGACCUGGCCAGAAGUGUUAAAUUUUGAUGAAUUUCUGUUUUUCAGUUUGUUCUUUUAUGGAGUGUGCUUUUGAUGUCUUACUUAGUAAGUCUUUGCCUAACCCAAGGUCACAAAGAUUUCCUUCUGUUUUCUUCUAGAAAAAUUAUAAUUUUUUAAGAUUUACAUUUACUCUGUGAUCCAGUUUGGGUUAAUUGUCGUGUAUGGUGCAAGGCUUAGUUUUUUUGAACGUGGAUACCCAUUUGUUGAAAAGGCUGUAUACUUCAUUGCAUCACCUUUGUAUGUUUGUCACAAAUCAGUUGUCCAACAAACAGUAAAAGAAGAUUGAUAAGUUGGAUGUCAUCAUAAUUAAAAACUAUGAAGAAAGUGGAAAGACAGCUACAGAAUGGGAGAAAAUAUUUAUAAAUCAUAUUCAAUAAGGGACUUGUAUCCCAAAUAUAUAAAUAACUCUUACAACGCAAUAAUAAAAAGACAAUCCAAUUAGAAAGUGGACAAGGAUUUAAAUUAACAUUUCUCCCAGGAAAAUAUGCAAGUGGCUAAUAAGCACAUGAGAGAUGCUCAAAUCAUAGUUAUUGGGAAAUACAAAUCAAAACCAUGAACUGCCAGCUCACACUCACUAGAUUGGCUAUAAUUUAAAAAAAAAGACAGAUAAAAACAAGUGUUGGUGAGUAUGUGUAGAAAUUAGAAUCCCCAUAUGUUCCUGGUGAGGAAUGUAAAAUGGUACAGACACUUUGGAAACUUGCACCCCAAAUAUCCAAUAGCUGAUGAAUGGAAAAAUAAUACAUGGCAUAUCCGUACAAAGGAAUAUUGGCAAUAAAAAUGAAAGAAGUAUAGCUAUAAUGUGGAUAGACUUUGAAACUCUUAUGCCAAAUGAAAAGCCAAUCCCAAACGACCACAUAUUGUGUGAUCCCAUUUAUAUAAAAUGUCUAAACUAGGAAAAUCUAUCGAGAUGGAAAAAUUAGUGGUUGCUAGAGCUGGAGGUGAGAGGGUGAGAGUGACUGCUACUAAGUGUAAGGUUUCUUUAUGGCAUGAUGAAAAUGUUCUCAAAUCACAUUAUGGUGAUUGGGAACUUUAUGAUAUGAAAAUUAUAUCUCAAUAAAAUUGAAAAUGAGUCAUCUAUAUAAAUGCAUGUUUAUAUAUACAUGUAUGCAUUCACCUCUACAUAUGCAUUUGUUUCCAACUUUCUCUUCUUCCAUUGAUAUAUUUAUCUAUGUUAAUACUAUGAGGUUCUGAUUAGUCCAGUUCUGUAAUAAAGCUUGAAAUCGGAUAGUUUUAGCCCUCUACUUUUUGUUUUCAGAGUUCUCUUGACUAUUCUGUUCUAGGCCCUUUGCAUUUUUGUCUGAAUUCAAAAAUUAGGGUUUCAGUUUCUAUAAAUAGCAUUUUUAGAUUUUGAUUGGGGUUAUGUUCAAUCUAGAGAUAAUUUGGGAAAAUUCAGAAUUGAAAUCUUAGCAAUAUUGAGUCUUCCUACCCAUGAACAUUUAUAUAGCUCUUCUUUAAUUUUUCUCAGCAGUAUUUUAUACUUUUCAGUGCAGGGGUCAUUCAUGUUUUUUGUCAAAUCUGUCUCCAAGUAUUUUCUAUUUUCAGUGCUAUUAUAGUGCUGUUUUUUUUAAGUUUCUGUUUCUGAUUGUUGUUAACGUAUAGAAAUGCAGUUGAUUUUUGGAUGUGGAUCCUGUUCCCUGCAACCUUACAUAGACUAAUUUAUUAAUUCCACUGGGUUUUUUACUUGGUGAUCAUGUUGUCUUCAAAUAAACACUGCUGUACUUCUUUUUUUAAAUCUGGAUGUCUUUUAUUUCUUUUUCUUUCCAGAUUGCACUGGCUAAGAAUCUCCAGCACAAUGUUGAAGGGAAGUGAUGAGAAUGGAUAAUUCCUGAUCUUAGAAAGCAUUUAGUUGUUUCUCUUCCUAGCUCCUUGAGAAUUUUUAUUAGGAAUGGAUAGUAAAUUUAAUCAUAUUCUUUUUCUGUCAUAUAUAUAUAUAUGACAGAAAAAGAAUAUGAC
Messenger RNA from Callithrix jacchus (white-tufted-ear marmoset), 6588 nucleotides. RefSeq names its product coiled-coil domain containing 15 (gene CCDC15). NCBI's taxonomy places the organism in Eukaryota, Metazoa, Chordata, Mammalia, Primates, Cebidae. The record is from RefSeq and is a predicted model, not a curated record. Gene Ontology annotation, cellular component: centrosome.